Seriola aureovittata is the source of this 4111-nucleotide messenger RNA. RefSeq names its product MAF bZIP transcription factor Aa (gene mafaa). The record is from RefSeq and is a predicted model, not a curated record. Gene Ontology annotation, molecular function: DNA-binding transcription factor activity, RNA polymerase II-specific; RNA polymerase II cis-regulatory region sequence-specific DNA binding. Bases 1023 to 1958 code for a protein of 311 amino acids. Gene Ontology annotation, biological process: regulation of transcription by RNA polymerase II. NCBI's taxonomy places the organism in Eukaryota, Metazoa, Chordata, Actinopteri, Carangiformes, Carangidae. The transcript has a single exon. Gene Ontology annotation, cellular component: nucleus.
GAAGCGCUUAGAAACAAUCUGAAGGCCGCGAGAGAGAAAAAGCAACUGGAAUUUAUCACCUCUUGCAUAAUAACACACACAGUCAACACUUAAGGUCAACAGUGCGCCCCGGUGAGGGGGGGACAGGACCGAGGGGACCGAACCUGUAAGUAGACGCUGCUCGAUUUAAAUAUCUGGACUGAACACAACAACAGGGAACCAGACUCUCCUGUCCCUCCAGGUAGGAGACCUACCUGCAACUGAAAGAUUUCAUCUCAGAUUCAUGUGAACUUUGAAAACUUCUGCACAUGCCAUUCCGUGUUUGGAUUCCUGGGACUUUUGGCACACUUUUACGCACGCCUGCGCGGCGCCCUGUGACUGUCACACAUACACACACACACACACACACACACACACACACACUGUCUGAUGUGACUGUGUUAAAAACUUUAAAUCCGGGCCAUGCUGCAGUGACUUCAGUCCGCUGGCCGGGACUCUUCAUGAUCAAGUUGUAAACAGCAACAGAAGAAGAAGGAUGCUUGGAAAAUAUUUAUAACGCACCGAGCGGAGGAGACGCAGAGAAUCUUUUUCGUGUUACUUGAUCGAGCAGAAAACCGAGGACAGUAAAUCACAAGGAGGCAAGUGGACUCCAGAGGUGAAGCGAGGACAAGACAGGUCGGUGUCUCCAAAUUCACCGGGCUCGAGUUUCAGCCGCCCCGGGGGCUCCUGGUAUUAAAGCGUGCAUUUGACCUGGGAUAAGUUGUCAACAAGAGCAGCGAGCGGAGGCAAACUGGCAGGUGUACAAGUUCAUUUACAUGCAUACGUAUAUUCACGCCACUAUAUAUAGAAGUUGUCUUAGGGACGAGCAGCCUUAAUAAGUUUCUCCACCCACCCUCCGGCCCUGCAGCAGCCCCACACACCGGGCGUGUGCAAGUGUCUAUAUAUACACCAUACAGGCUUUUAUUCCUCUCCGCAAUCUGUAUCCGAGAGGGCUGCCCGCCGUCGGUUUGGCUGUGAGGGCAGGAGUCGUCGCAUGGACUGACAUGGCCACCGACCUCGCCAUGAGCGCAGAGCUGCCCAACAGCCCUCUGGCCAUCGAGUACGUCAACGACUUUGACCUGAUGAAGUUUGAGGUGAAGAAGGAGCCGCCGGAGGCCGACCGCUACUGCCACCGCCUCCCGUCCGGCUCCCUCUCCUCCACCCCGAUCAGCACACCCUGCUCCUCCGUGCCUUCCUCGCCCAGCUUCUGCGCCCCGAGCCCGGGCGCACAGCCGAACCAGAGCCUCGCCAGCGGGGUCAACAGCAGCGGCAGCAGCAACAACAGCAGCGGCAACAACAAUCACAGCAACGCGGGCAAGCCUCAGCUGGAGGACCUGUACUGGAUCCCCAGCUACCAGCACCACAUCAACCCCGAGGCGCUCAACCUGACCCCGGAGGACGCGGUGGAGGCCCUCAUCGGCAACGCGCACCACCAUCACCACCACCACCAGGCCUACGAGGGCUUCCGCGGGCAGCAGUACGUCGGGGAGGACCUGUCCACGGCCUCGGCGGCCCACCAUCACCAGGCCCAUCACCACCACCAUCACCACCACCACGGCCACCACGCCCGCCUGGAGGACCGCUUCUCGGACGAGCAGCUGGUCAGCAUGACGGUGCGGGAGCUGAACCGGCAGCUGCGGGGCUUCAGCAAGGAGGAGGUGAUCCGCCUGAAGCAGAAGAGGCGCACCCUGAAGAACCGGGGCUACGCGCAGUCCUGCCGCUUCAAGCGCGUCCAGCAGAGGCACAUGCUGGAGACCGAGAAGUGCACCCUGCAGAACCAGGUGGAGCAGCUGAAGCAGGACGUCGCGCGCCUUGUCAAGGAGCGGGAUCUUUAUAAAGAGAAGUACGAGAAGCUGGCCAGCCGGACCUACAAUGCCGGUGGACCCGCGAACACGAGAGAUCCGUCCGGGAAACAGGCCAACACCGAGUUCUUCAUGUGAGAGACUGAUGAUUUGUAGCAUAGACUGAAUUACAACCCCCCGCCCGAACAUCCUUGUUACAUUAAUUUAUAUUUUUCUGCGUUUGUAUUUUGUUUACAGUUUUUCCCUCCACAGAAAAAAAGACUUUAAACACAACAUCUUAUCAGAUGCGCACAACAAUAAUCCGUGUGCGCGUUUUAAGUCUUAAAGAUGUUUUGGCUCAAUUUGUGUACGUCUCCAACGAGCUGUCAUGUAGUGAUGUGGACACAUGGGAUCACUUAGCCUGUAGACUUUUCUCUGGUCAGAAGUCUUACUGAACCAACAUGACUGUCUUAAUUCAGAGAGAGAUGAUUUUGUCUUAAAACUUUUGGGGGGUAGAAUGUUUUUUUUUUAAAGAUUGGACUGAAAUAGAAGCAGAAAAAGCAAUACACCACCUCUCCUCUGACUGUAGGGAGUUCCACUGACUGUUUGUGUCAAAGAGAGGGGAGAAGCGACUUUUCAAUAUUGCAAGUCUAUAGUUUCCUAUCCCUAUUUGCAACCCUGCAUGCAGGACAUGUAUGGUAACCCCCCCUCCUCCCCCCUCCCCCUCCCCUCCCACUCCCCAAGUCAUCUCCCAGAAUCCUUCCACAUGUAUGGUAAGCAUGGCCCACGGUCCUCUCCUCCUCUAACGCUCCUUCCUCCGCCAUUAGUAAGGUCUGGGUUAUGCAAAAUAGCCACAAAAUGUUCCCACCGUCCAUAAACCCUCCACCCCCACCCCUCCACCCCCUGAGAGGUGCAAGGACUGCGGACUGAAAUGCAAAACAAUCUGCUAUACUGCGAAAAAAAAAAAAAACAAACAAACAAAAAAACAUGGAUGCGUCUUUAACUGCUAUUUUCAAUCAAUUUUUUCUAUUGUUUUAAAAAGAAAAGAAAAACGAACAAAAAGAGAUUAACUGAGCCAGAUUUUAGACUUGUAUUUAUUUCCACCUGUACAUAAUGUGUAGAGAAAAAACGAAACAGUUAACUGUGUUAUUUUAACCUUCUCUCUUUUUAAAGAAAACUGCUUUUUGUUGCUUGGAUUAUUCGAAAAAUGUCUUAAUACAAAAAUGUUUGUAUGUUACAGCAUGCAAAUUGUCUAUGGUAUCCUCCUCCUCCUCCUCCUACUGAACAUGUGUAAUGUCAAAGGCAAGCCUAUACUGCACUAAGAAGAGAUCAAACUGGACAAACCUUUUGUUUUCUAACUCGUAGGACCUUUGAUCUGUUAAGAAACCUGGAUGUAAAUUUGAUGAGGGAGAAUCCUCGUUUAUUAGAUGGACAAGGACUGCAUUCGCUGCUAAAACUCUAUGCACCAACCUGAUGAUUAAAAAGACUUAAGUUUAAUGAUUCUUUUUUUUUUUUUUUUGUUAUUUACUUUAAAUAUUUGUAGAAAUUUCUGGGGCCUGCGGGUUUACUCUGCAGCCCGGUGUCUUAACAAGAUCUUGUGUCUGAUAUGGAGGAUGCUUGAUUGUUUUUUUGAAAAAAGAGAGCUCACAUGCUCUUGGAGUAACUCGAUGCAUUAUUCUGUCAACAAGAAAUCCCUGGUUCGUGUGUUUUCUGCUGCCUAGAUAUAUGUGCAAUAUUGUGCAGAAGUGUCCGAUGCUCAGCCUUCAUGCCGAGGCUACCUGUUGGAUGGCGAAACGUGCAGGAACAGAGACAUGGAAAUACUCAAUGUAGAUCAAAACGCACCGAGAAAAACCAACCAGGAAAGGAUGCUAAAUACAUUUGAGAUUAUUAUUAUUAUUAUUAUUAUUAUUAUUAUUAUUAAUCGUUUCAUGUGAUCAAAAAUUAAACUUAAUUCUUGCGGCCAAUAAAAAAAUAUAUUUUUAAAAAUGUAGGCGAACAACAGGUUCUGUUUCUCUGUCUUAAUUUCAGUUUCCUGGUUUAAUAAAACCUCAAAUUUUAAGUAAUUUUUCCUAAAGCAACUACAGCCUAAAAAAUGAAUAAAAUCCUAAUUUGAUUUAAAAGAAGAAAUAAAAGGAGAUUAAAAAGCAAAGCAAACUUCUGCACAGUGCUGUUAAUGUAUAUCUGUACAUAUAAUUUCUAUAUUUAUUCAAUGAACGUGUCCUAACGUGUCAACAAGUGAAAAACCUACAAAGUGGAACGUUGUUGAGAAUCUUGUUUUCAUAAUGUUUAAUAAAAAGUUCUGUCCCAAAAGC